AUGAUAUUUGUUUCUGCUCUUAUUUAUGUAACAUUAACCUAAGUGUGUUUGGGUAUAUCAAAUAUGUAUCCGGAAUAAUCGAAGCAAAUUAUAUCCUCUACAGUUGAAACGCCAUGCUUUUUUAAUAGUGCAUUUGAGGCAAAUAAAUUUAUUUAUCCUAUAGCAUCUAUAACAAAUGAUGCUGAAAAUUCAAGCAGUUUUACUCUUACAGGAUGGUUCAGAUCUAUUGGGCACCAAUUAGAUGGCAAAAACAUACUUUUUUAUAUUGCAAAAAGCACAUAAAGCAAUACUAACACUGAUUUAAUUUUUUAUUUGGGAAUAGAUGAAUAAAAUAUAAAUACACCAUUGAUAUAUUAUGAUGGAAAUAGUGAAAAAUCAGGAGCGAUUAAUCAUUAUUCUAAUAUCGACAGGACUUAAUGGUAUUUUUUAAGUGUUUCUUUUUAAGUUGUAAUAUCAUUAAAUACAAAUUUAAAUGUAAAUUUAAAUGUGAUGAUUAAAUAGUAGAAAAAUGGUAACACAAAUAUAUCAACAAUGCUAAAAAAUUUUCCUUUUCAACAAAGUAAUAACUUUAUAUUUAGUGAUCAAACAUUUUUAACCUAAGGCGGAUUAAUUAUGAGUUCUUAACCUAUGUUUUAAACACAAUAUAAUCCCUCCUGUGUUUAAAUGAAAAACGUGCAAGUUCACUGGAAUUAUAUUUUUAACGAUUUUGAUAAUACUGAUUAUCCUUUUUCAGAGCCACUAGUAAGCAAAUUCCCUGCAAAACUUGUAUAUCAUUUCACAAUGGAAGGAUAAGAUUUGUUUAAUUAGAAUAAUUAAAUCUAUCUGAGAAAUAGAAGCAACCAAGAAGGGAAUCAUUUAAUCAUAGAUGAUUCCUAAGCAGUUCUUGUUCAAAGUUUUGUUGAAUUUUAAAAGCCAAAAGUCCUACCAAGUAUUCCUGUGAAUGAUGGAUUUAUAAUCAGCUAUUGGAUAAAUUUAAGUUAAAUUUAAUCUGGAUUAGUUGUUGCUACUAUAAUGCUAGGAGACAAUUAAACAUAGCUUCAAAUUACUCAUAUCUAAUUAGGUGGAAUCUGGUAAGUUAAUAUUAAUUCAUAUGUUUUAAGACAUGCUUAUUUAGGUAGCUAUUGGCAUUUCUUUUCAUUUGUGUUUGAUGGGUCUUAAUUUUUAUCAAGCCAGACAAUCACUAUGUACACUUUAAAUGCUUCAUAUACAAUUGAUAAAUAACUUUAAACAAGUGUUACUGAGUUAAAAGAUUUAAUAAAAAAUGGAUAUGAUAAUAUAAAAAUCACAAUAAGUAGUAGUACAAACCAGUCAAAUGUGAAGAUAAGAGACUUUAAAAUUUUCAAAGGCGUAUCAUUAUUUUAGUAUGGUUUCGAAGGAUUUUAAUCCAAUUGCUAGUUAGUGUAUGGAUUAGAAACUAAACAAUGUCUACUAUGCACUUAGGGUUAUAGGAUGACUAAUGAAGGUAUUUGCACUAAGUAGUGUGUUUUGAGUUAAAACUCAGAACUCAAAUAAGAUUAUAUUACUUCUGCUUCUAAUUUUUCAAAGUGCCUUCCUUGCUCUUCAGGAUAAUCUUAAAUUAUAAGUCCAUAUGAUAAUCAGUGUAGAGAGAUUUUAAAAAUAUUUAAUUAAAAAAAAACUGUUCCUGUUAGCACUAAUGGAAUAGAUAUUCUGUAUUCAAUUACCUUGCUAAAUUUAGAAUAUUUAGUUGUGAUAUCUUCACUAAAUCAAUCAUCAGGAUAAGUUUUAGCAGAUAUAUAAACAAAUAAUAAGAUAAUAAUAAGUCUAAUAAACCCUAUAAGCAGCGUCGAUUUUAAUGUAUAUACUUUUAAUAGGAAUGGGAAAAUUUCUUCAGGCGUUAUGUAAAUACCUGCUAAUACAAUUUAGUAUAUACCAUUCACUGUACUGUUUAGUGUGCCCCCUAAAGUUAUUGUUUCUUUAAUAGAGUUUAAGCUUACUGAUACAAUAUAAAUAUUACUAAAAAAAGUAUCGACUGAGGGAUUCUACAUUUAAUACAGUUCAUCAGUCAAAAUAAGUUGGUUAGCUAUUUCAAAUUGUUUAGAAGUUCUUUCUAGUCUCUAAGACUUGUAAAACUCAUAGCAAAUAUUCUAAAAUAGUUUUGGGUAGAUAUAAUAAAACAUUGACUUGUAAAUAUACGCCAUAAAUUAAAUAAAGUCAACUAUUAGCGUAUCUAUUCCUUCUUCCCUUUCAAUUUAUGAUUCAAACAAAUUUAUCUAAACUCCAACAAACCUCAAUUCAUAUACUAAUUAUGCUGGCUAUGAUAUUGGAAUAUUUUUUUAGGUUCAAAACUAAAAUUAAUAAUGCAAAUAAAAUCCUACUUCUAUUCCCUUCAGUCAAAUAAAUGCUCUUUUCUAUUAAAAUAAUCUUAUUUAGAAUGUUAUACGUUUUAGGACUCCUAAACCAACUUCAGAUUAUCAGAUUUUAUUUUCAUUGAUGAACUAUAAAUAACUAUCAUAGUACUUUUCUUAUCAACUCAAUCCAAGGUACAUUUCAUACUCCUAUUCUAACUAACUGCCAGGAAAUCCAGACGCCACACUAAUAAAUUAUUCAGACUAUUAUUAUUUUACUAUAAGACUUCCAUCUAUCAUAGUUACAUAAAUCUACACAAUACAAUUAUCAUCUAAUAUUCAAUUAUAUACAUUCUAAAUGUCAAAUAGCUUACCUAAUUCUAAUGUUUAAAUACUUGGUAGCAUAAUUAAUUGGACUGGUUAGAAAUUACUUAAGCUAGGAGCAGCUUCUAAUAUUUAAUAAAAUUCCUUUUAAUACACAAUUACAUUUGAUGCUACCGAUAAUGGAAAAUCUUUAUAAAUCUAAUUUAUGAUUAUUACUGACUCUUUUUCAUUUCGAUAAAAAUCAGUUGCCACCAAAAUAACUUACCCUACAAGUUCCAUUACCUUUAAUGAAGGAACUUUGUUUGGAGUAACAUCAAUUAAUAACAAUUUUAAAUUGUAAAUAGUUAAUAACUAAAUCUAAAUACCUCUUGGAGUUAGUUUAUGGGUUUUAAAUGAUGUAAAUAUGGACACAGUUAGAUAAGAUUCCUGCAAUAUUUUAAGAAAUGAUGAUUUUAAGUGUGAAUAGUGUUAAAAUUAGUUAUUAUAUGGAAAUUACAAAAAUAAAUUAUGUACAUGUCCUCCUGGUUUUGGGUUUGAUUCUACAAAAUGUGUUAGAUGCUAAGUUGGUUGUUUAUACUGUGUUUUCGAAGAUUAAUCAACAAUCAAUGAAUGCUAAUAAUGUGAUUCUGAUUCUAAUUUUACCUUCAGUUAGAAUAGUUGUAUGUGUAAUGCUAAUAUUUAUUAAGAUGAUUAAGAUUCAAACUUCUGCAUUCCUACUAUAGAUAAUGGGAAUCCUCUAUCCUUAGCUGUAAUCAAUAUUCCUGUUGGAUAAAUUCAAAAAGUUACUUAGAUAGCUACUUUAAAUACUAAUAUGAUCUCUACAUAAACUUAGAUGACUCUAGGUUGUUGGAUUUAAUUAUCUUCAUCUUCUUCCUACUCAUAAUUUAUUAGUUUCACAAAAUCAACUGAUGGAACAAAUAUAAUUUCAGUAUCCUAUUAAGCUAAUUAAAUUAUUGUUCAGUCAAGUCUUACAGGAGUAAACCCACCUCAAUAAUAUUCUAUUGAUGUUACAUAAAAAACAUACUUAAAUAAUGCUAUAAUUAAUAAGCAGUACGUUUAUAUUGGAAUUUCACUAGAUUAAGCUAAAAGCGCUGCUUAUAUGUCUAUUUAUAUACCUUACUACGAUUAUUGGAUAGAUUAUAAUUAGAUUUUGCCAGUAUUAAUUACUACUUUCUUAGAUUCCUCUAUACUUUUUAAUGGUGGUAAUAUUAGUGAAGGUACUUUUGUAUUAGGUACAACUAUUUAAGCUUAGAAACAAUCAUUUUUAUAUCAUGUAAGACCAUAAAAUACUCCUUUAUAUUUCUAUAGUGUUGCUGAUGCUGGAUUUGAUCUAAACAACUAAAGAUACUCAGUCAAAUAAAAUUAAAAUAUUAUAUUUUACUAUCCAGGUUAAUAUUAGUAUCUUCUUUCACCUUAAAAUCCCUCUCUUUAAUUCCCUGAUUCAAUGAAAGAUUAGAUCCUAAGUAUCAACUAUGAAAUACUUGGAUAUGGUAUUAAAGCAGAUCAGCAGCUUUACCCUAGCAGCAUUCCAUAACCAGUUGCUUCAAACUUUAUUAUCAGCUUUUGGAUAAGAGGAUUAGCAGUAGUGAAAUAAGAUGAAGAUGUUGUAUUAGCUUAGGUUGGAAAUGUUAUCAUCCUUGGACAUUAUUUGAGUAAUGGUUUAGUUUUCUAGGUCACUGUUUGCAUUGAUAGAGAGUGCUAAACAGUUAAAAAGUGGCAUCUGGACAAUAAUUCUUGGAACUAACUUUCAUUUGUUGUUGAAAAUACAAAUUUGUACUUAAAUAGAGUUGGUACUCUUGUUAGAGCUUUUUACAAAACCUUACAAGAUAAGCUCUAUUUUGAUUCUAUUCCCUCAACACCAAUAUAAAAUCUAGGUUUAGGAAGCUCUCUUAAUACAAAAUAAAAUUAAGGCUUUUGGUACAACUUCUUUACAGUAUUAAAUGGCAAUUUUUAUAAGUACAAAAAUGCAGACGACGCAGUUGAUGUAAAAUACUGUUCUUUAAAUGCAGGUAAAUAUCAUAAUUACUGUCUAAAAUGCUCAUACUAAAAUCCAAGAACUGACCAUUUAUGUUCAUAGCUUCCUACUGAUGCUUCUUGUACAACUCCUGAAAACCUACUGCAAAUAACUUAAACUUUUUCUACUACUCCAACAUACACUUACUAAGGUAGAGAUCCUUAUAUGUAUUAUUAAAGCUAUGAUGUUUGUGAAAGAUGUGUAACCCCAAGAUGCUCUCAAUGUCAAACAACAAUUGACAACUGUGUUUAAUAGUGUAAUAAUUAAUGCUAAAAGUGUGUUUUAGGCUAACCCUGGACUUGUAAUAAAUGUAGAGGAAACAGGACAACAGAACCAUCUUGUUCGACUUGCCCUGCAAAUACAGCAGAUGAUUAUGUUUCUGAAAACUGCUAAUGCUCAAAUUCUUGCAGUGUUUGCUCAUCUGGAGCUACCGGUUCAUGUGGAUGCAAUAACUAAGUUGAUAUGUGUAAUAGCUGUGCUACUAAUUCAUACAGAUCAUUUAUUCCUCUCUGUUAAUGUUAAUUUGGUUAUUUUGAUUCAGGAAACGCAAUCUGUGAAAAAUGUGAUCCUAAAUGUACAAGAUGUUAAAAUACUUCCUCUAAUUGUAUCUAAUGCUAAGGAAAUAGAAUUAAUCCACCUAAUUGCUAAUGCCCUGAUUAUACAUAUGAUGAUGGAACUUCUAUAUGUAAAAAUUGUCCGACAGACUGUGUUUAAUGUGUUAAAUAGCCUAAUUCAAUUUCUUUAAAAUGCAUCUAAUGUAGAUUUAAUAGCAGCUGGAAUGGAUAGGCUUGUGUUUGUAAUCAAGGUUUUUAUGACAACCAAUAAGUUGAUAAUUGCACUGAAUGUGACAUGCUUUGCAAAACUUGUGAAAGAUCUGGGUAGUGUACAAGUUGUAAAGGUAAAAGAGUUCUUGAUAACAAUGGGUAAUGUAUUUGUCCCGAUGGAUUCUUUGGUAAAGUCUAUUAAGAAAGUUGUGAAGCUUGUUACUAAACUUGUAGAACUUGCUUUGGAAAAGGAGACGAUUAAUGUAUCCAAUGCUAUCAAGAUCCUUAUGUAAGAUUAAGAAAAGGGAGAUGUAUAUGUGCAAAUGGAAAUUUCUACUUUAAUUUUAGCUUAAAAUAAUGUGUUUUAUACACAACAUUUACUGAUUACUUGUAUUAUGAUGUGGAUAUCAUGCCUGUUUUGUCUCUAAAUUUCACAAAUAGUCUUAAUUCAACUGCAUAAAAUGUAAUGGAUAACAUGGUUUAUGAUAUAGAUGGCCUGACUUACAAUAAAGACUUUUCUACAAGCAUAUUUUAUUAAGACUAAGGAAGGAUCGAUAUAAAGUUUAACUUGUUUGUCAGCUUCAGACCAACAACACUAAAAGUUACUGUUUAGAAUGCAGACAUUAUAUAAGAUUUAAAUCAUACUCCUCUUAAUAGGAAGUAUUUUGGAUAUACUAUGUUGUUUAAUUUAUAUCCUCAUCAUGAUGUAGGCAAAGAUAGAUUAAAUUACUUAAUGAAUAUGAGGAAGUUUUCUCAUUCUGUAUAUGAUAGAGAAGGUUUUGGCAUAGAUUUUGUGUGGUUGCUUUAACUUUUAGCGGCAUAGAAUUUCAUCUUCACUGCUAUGUAGCCAACAUCUAUGAUUCUCAUGUACAACUAAUAUCUCCCAAUCAAUGUUUAUGAAACUCUUAGAGCUUUUAGUAUCUUGCAAUAUCAAUAAUGUCCUGUGUGGGGUGAGUUUGGAUAUGAAGAUACUAUGAUUUUCAGAAAAUCAUCAGAAUCAAUUACACACACUCAAAUUCCUGAUGUGAAUAUGAGGAGAUUUGGAUAUUCUUCAAGCUUUUUUGUAAAUUUGCUUAGAUAAAUCUUUUUAUAUGGGUUUUUAUGGUUUGUAUUCUAUUUAGUAAAACUAAGAUUCUUAAACGAAAAAUAUACCUAACUUCAAAAUAAAAAAAUACCUUGGUUGGAAACAUUCUACAAUUUAUUUUUAUACUUUAUGUCUAAGUUAACAGAAGCAUUCUUUAUCACAUUAACUAUUGUGAUAUUUAUGCAAAUAUAAGAUCCUAGUUUCUCAAAUGCAUUCAAUGGAAUAUCUUAUUUGCUUAACUUUAUUUACAUAGGAGCUAUUGGAGGAGUAUUUUAUUUCUUUUUUGACUAAGUUCGAAACCAUGAUAUUUCAGAAAUCGAAUCAAAGUAUAUUGCUUGUCAUUCUUUAGGGAAUUUGCUUAUUGAUAUUGAACUAUCAAAUGGUGUACUUAGCAAAUAUUACCACAUGAUAACUUAUAUUAAAAAAUUAUUUUAUUCAAUAAUUAUAAUAUUUGCAAUAAAUCUCAAAGAAAAUCAUACUAUACCACUUAUUAUAAUUGAAGCAAUCUUCUUAAUUUUCUUUAUAGUAGUUAGACCUCUAAGCAGACCUCUGUAUAAUAUAAUAAGAGCAUUGAUUAAUACUUUAUAUAUAGGAAUUUUAGUAUUAGUUCUAAUUUUGGGAAGAAAAUGGGUUAGCAUAACUAAGGAUUAAGUAAUUAUAGAUCCAUCUGAUGCAGAAUCUUACUAUAAUCAAGGAACGCUGUUAUUGAUUCUCAUAUUGGUCUACAACUUAGUUAACUUUAUUUUCAAUUCUUAUGUAGCUGGUCUUCAUUUUUAUCAUGAUUAUAUUUAAUAUAAAAAUGAGAAAAUUAAAGAAGAGGCUUUUGAUAAUUUAUACAAUAAAAGACUAUUCAAUUAUCAAGAAUUGUAAGAUUUUGAAAUUAGUUAAGGAAGAGAUUCAGUGAUGAAGAUUAUAGAUUUAGAUGACAAAAGAUGUGUAGGUCCUUUACCAAUUAAAGAUAUUGAGAGUGAAAUAUUAAGCAAUAGUCCAGCUAGUGAUGAAGCAGUGUUAUUAAUGCAAGUUGAAAAUAAUAACAAAAAGAGAGACGGAUUUUAUCAUAUUAUAUUGAGAAAAGAUAUUAUUUGGAGAAAUUACAUAGAUCCAAUCAAUAAAUCUUUCACGAUUGCAGUUGAAACAGUAGAAACUUUAGGUGCAAAAAGAUAACCAAAUCCCAUUCUUAACAAUAUAGAAACUAACAUAGUCUUAGAUUACUCAAAUACCUAAAAAAUUGUUUACAAAAGUGGUUAGGAAGAAUUUAGAAUUCUUUCUGAUCUUCUUUCGAAAUGGAAGAUCUAAAAACAUACAAGAGUACAAAGAGAAUUAAGUUGCGUGGUUGACCUUUCUAGAUACAAGUUUGGUGAUACUAUCGAUAUUAAUACUCCAUUGAAGAGAAUUGAUUACUUCAUAUCAGGUUCAAAAUCAAAAUCAAUAUUUUGA
Molecule: messenger RNA, 7929 nt
Organism: Tetrahymena thermophila SB210
Lineage: Eukaryota; Ciliophora; Oligohymenophorea; Hymenostomatida; Tetrahymenidae
Product: bowman-birk serine protease inhibitor family protein
Exons: 15
Source: RefSeq, a predicted model, not a curated record